Dendronephthya gigantea is the source of this 1839-nucleotide messenger RNA. RefSeq lists its product as uncharacterized. The record is from RefSeq and is a predicted model, not a curated record. The transcript is spliced from 9 exons. NCBI's taxonomy places the organism in Eukaryota, Metazoa, Cnidaria, Anthozoa, Malacalcyonacea, Nephtheidae. The coding region runs from base 382 to 1725 and encodes 447 amino acids.
AACGAAACGUUAUUCUGAAUACACUCGGCUCGUAAAUUUACAGACUUGUAAUUGCAAAAGAAAAUAUUUGUGAAGGGCUUCAGGAAUAUGCGUUCCGAACUUAUAUUUGCCGUCUUUCUCGUUCAAUCAUUCGGCUUCGUCGUUGCAGAUUUUGAAGAUUCCGAAGAUUGGCGUCGUAUGGUUGCCACACCGGUGACCCCGGAUGUUUGUAAGAAGGACAUUUUGUUGGUUGUGGACACAUCAAACUCCGUUGGCCAACACCAUUUUGAAAACGACGUGAAACCCUUUUUGAUAUAAUUGAUAGGAAGCUUAAAGCUGAAUGUCUCUCCUGACGGAACACGAUUGGCGCUGCUUACGUUUAGCAACCAGCAAAAUACGAAGAUGAGGUUUUAUUUCGCGGCAAGAACUGUCAAAGAGUAUGAAAUCCUCGUAAAUGAUUUGAAAUGGAACGACGUUGCAGGCGACAGAACAUUGACAGGCGAUGGAUUAAACAUUGCUGACACGCAGGUGUUUCCACUACACAGUCCGCUGAAUGUAAGGCCAAACGUCCCAGAUGUCGUGGUGAUUUUGACAGAUGGUGAACCUCGUGGAAGGAAAAGAGGAAGACAACUUCAAAUGGCACUCCAUCACUCAAGCUCGAUGAAAAACAGAAGCAUUUUAAUUAUUGGUAUCGCUGUUGGUCAACCGGCGAUAAGGAAGAAGUUUUCUCAUAUAUUAUUGCAAUUGGUUACCUCGAAUAAGACAAAGUUCGACACUGAUUUCAUCGAUCUCGAUAAAAUACUGGACCAGUUGGUUGACGUGUCGUGCACACCUUUUAAACCAGGUGAUUGUGUCUGCCCAACCAUCCAGUCAGUGGACUUGUAUAUCAAGCCCUCAAAAACUACGAGAGAAGUUAGUUGGGUACAGCCUAACCUUAAGUGCAAAAAUGGCAGGAUUCCAAAGUUCGUCAACACGACUGUCAGUCCAAAUAUCGUGUCCCCGCAUAACUUCCCAGCUGGAAAUCACGACAUUGUCUAUACCUACACGUUCAAGGGAGGAUUUGCUCUAAAAUGUUUUGUCAAAAUCUCUGUGAAAUCUUGUAAAUGCCAAUCCCUUCCGCCCGUCAUCGCUUAUGCUCCCAGAGGCGGAUCAGUCCCCGUUCAUUGGGUAGCACCAGUCCCCAGCUGCGGCUACACUCUUACGGCCACCCAUCCAAAUACACCUUCUGGAUCCACUUUCAACAUCGGAACUCACACCGUGAACUAUGUGUACUCCACCGUGGCUGGUUUUAUUCUCACCUGCGGGAUUAACAUUGAUGUGCGAGAGUGUUUCUGUAAGAAUACCAAUGUUGAUAUAUACGUGCAUCCAGAAAAGAGAACACGAAUCGUUAACUGGGAGGAGCCAAAACCGAACUGUCCUGGGUUGAGGAUCGUGCGUACCAAAGUAGAGCCGGCCAUGACGCCUGGGGCGAGCCUCGGCAUUGGGAGACACUUGAUAAAGUAUUCGUACGUCAUGAGCAACGGAGUGAGCCUGCAAUGUUCAGCUUCUGUUAUGAUAAAAGUCAUUCCAUGUCAAGGGCAAGACUACAAUCCAGCUACGCAGUUGUGCUGUUGUGGUAAACUGCAUAUUCUCAAAGUAGGAUUCAAAUGUUGUGGAAGACGCCGGUAUGACUCCAAGACGACGAAGUGUUGUCCAGUAGGCUUCAACAUUGUUAAAAAUAAUGAAACAUGCCCGGAAGCAAAGUAACUUCUCAUUUCUCCCUGAAAACGGCAAAUUUUAUGUUAAACAAUUUAGUAUACAAAUGAUUAGCGAAUAAGCAAUACAUGAUUAAAUGAAAUGAUUGAUUAACUCAAUAUAAAG